Messenger RNA from Ceratotherium simum simum (southern white rhinoceros), 1862 nucleotides. RefSeq names its product trehalase (gene TREH). Gene Ontology annotation, molecular function: alpha,alpha-trehalase activity. Gene Ontology annotation, biological process: trehalose catabolic process. The record is from RefSeq and is a predicted model, not a curated record. NCBI's taxonomy places the organism in Eukaryota, Metazoa, Chordata, Mammalia, Perissodactyla, Rhinocerotidae.
CCCCUCCCUGACUCUCUCUGCAGCCAGAUUUACUGCCAUGGGGAGCUCCUGCACCAAGUUCAGAUGGCCAAGCUCUACCAGGACGACAAGCAGUUUGUGGACCAGCCACUGUCCUCAGCUCCAGACCAAGUUUUGCAGCGCUUCAACGAGCUGGCCGAGGCCCACAACCACAGCAUCCCUCAGCAGCAGCUGCAGCUGUUUGUCCAAGAACAUUUCCAGCCCGUGGGGCAGGAGCUGGAGUCCUGGACUCCUGAAGACUGGAAAGACAGUCCCCAGUUCCUGCAGACAAUCUCAGACCCCAACCUGCGAGCCUGGGCAGGGCAGCUGCACCAGCACUGGAAGAAUCUGGGAAAGAAGGUGAAGCCAGAGGUCCUCAGCCACCCUGAGCAGUUCUCUCUGAUCUACUCAGAACACCCCUUCAUUGUGCCUGGCGGGCGCUUUGUCGAGUUCUACUACUGGGACUCCUACUAGGUGAUGGAGGGUCUGCUCCUCUCUGAGAUGCCCGAGACAGUGAAGGGCAUGCUGCAGAACUUCCUGGACCUGGUGCAAACCUACGGACAUAUCCCCAAUGGGGCCCGCGUGUACUACCUGCAGCGGAGCCAGCCCCCACUCCUGACCCUCAUGAUGGACCGCUAUGUGACUCACACCAACGACACCGCCUUCCUACGGGACAACAUUGAGACCCUGGCCUUGGAGUUGGACUUCUGGGCUGAGAACAGGAGCAUCUCUGUGAGCUCAGGGGGAAACAGCUACGUCCUGAAUCGCUAUUAUGUCCCUUAUGGAGGACCCAGGCCAGAGUCCUACAGCAAAGAUGCAGAGCUGGCAGACACCUUGCCAGAAGGGGACCGGGAGGCUCUGUUCACCGAGCUCAAGGCUGGGGCCGAGUCUGGCUGGGACUUCUCUUCACGCUGGCUCAUCGGAGGCCCAAACCCCGAUUUGCUCAGCAGCACCCGAACCAGCAAAUUUGUGCCUGUUGACCUCAAUGCCUUCCUAUGCCAGGCAGAGGAGCUGAUGAGCAACUUCCACGCCAGACUGGGAAAUGACACCCAAGCCACAAAGUACAGAAAUUUGAGGGCACAGCGCUUAGCUGCCCUGAAGGCCAUCCUGUGGGAUGAGGAGAAAGGUGCCUGGUUUGAUUAUGACCUUGAGAACGGAAAGAAGAACCCAGAGUUCUAUCCAUCCAACCUCGCUCCACUCUGGGCCGGCUGCUUCUCUGACCCGGGCGACGUGGACAAGGCUCUGAAAUACCUGGAGGACAGCCAGAUCCUGACCUACCAGUACGGGAUCCCGACCUCUCUCCAGAAUACAGGCCAGCAGUGGGACUUCCCCAAUGCCUGGGCCCCCCUGCAGGACCUGGUCAUCAGAGGUCUGGCCAAGUCUCCCUCACUUCGGGCCCAGGAAGUGGCUUUCCAGCUGGCCCAGAACUGGAUCCGAACCAACUUUGAUGUCUACUCCAAGACGUCAGCCAUGUAUGAGAAGUAUGACAUCAGCAACGGUGGACAGCCGGGUGGUGGAGGGGAGUAUGAGGUUCAGGAAGGGUUUGGCUGGACCAAUGGAGUGGUCCUGAUGCUCCUGGACCGCUAUGGUGACCGGCUGAGCUCAGGGACUCAGACAGCUUUCCUGGAGCCUCACUGCCUUGCAGCUGCCCUUCUACUUAGCCUCCUGCUCAGCCUCCUGCCACAGUGACCGGCCUCACUGCCCCGUCUGCCUUCACUUCCUCCUCUGCCUCCAGCUCCUGCCUCAUUAAACUUCUGAGUUCCCACCUGCUCCUGCCUCUUCAUCCUCCAUCCCUGGAGACCUCAUGCCCUCCUAUGUCCCUAGCCGGUCCUCAGUCAUUGUGAAGUGGGGGCAGGGUAGGGACC